Gopherus flavomarginatus (Mexican gopher tortoise) is the source of this 1127-nucleotide messenger RNA. RefSeq lists its product as uncharacterized. The coding region runs from base 320 to 1078 and encodes 252 amino acids. Lineage: Eukaryota; Metazoa; Chordata; Testudines; Testudinidae. The record is from RefSeq and is a predicted model, not a curated record. The transcript is spliced from 2 exons.
UGGAGUGCAAUCAGUGAAUCUUUCCAGGUGACCAUGUCUCCACGUGCCAAAUGAGCCCCAGCUUGGAGCAAUGGCGAAUUGCUGGACCUCAUCAGUGUUUGGGGGGAGGAAGCUGUGCAGUCCCAGCUGCGCUCCAGCCGUAGGAAUUACAAUACCUAUGGGCAGAUAUCAAGGGAUAUGAUGGAAAGAGGCCAUGACCGGGACGCGCUGCAGUGCAGGGUUAAAGUGAAGGAGCUGCGGAGUGCCUAUUGCAAAGCCUGUGAGGGAAACUGCCGCUCUGGUGCUGCACCCAUGACCUGCCGUUUUUACAAAGAGCUGGAUGCGAUACUUGGGGGUGACCCCACCGCCAAUCCGAGGACCACGAUGGACACUUCAGAGUGGGGGGGGAAGCAGAGGAGGAGGAGGAAGGUGGGGGGAGGAGGAAACCGAGAGUGAGGGUACUGGGAUGGGGGGAGACACCCCGGAGUCCCAGGAAGCAUGCAGCCAGGAGCUCUUCUCAAGCCAGGAGGAAGGUAGCCAGUCGCAGCAGCCGGUAUUUGGUGAAGGACAAGCAGAGGAGCGGGUUCCCGGAACCUUGACUUCUCGGAUGCCCGUAUUAUCAACAGCUGAAAGACUCCAAAACCUCCGGAAGAAGCCACGAAAAAGCAAAGACGACCUGCUGCAAGCAGUUAUGGAUCACUCUGCCAGAGAGAAUCAAAAACUGCAGGACUGGAAGGAAAAGGAAAGCAGGAUCCACCAGAGAAACGCAGCGGCCAGGAAGAAAAGCACAAAGCAGCUGAUAAGCAUCCUGGCAAGGCAAGCAGACUCUAUCCAGGUGCUCGUAGACAUUCAGGCAGAGCACUACCAUGCCAACCCCCUCCCCCGUGCCAAAGCUCUUUCACUUGUGCCCCAAUGUCAGCUCCAAACCCCCUUCCCCAGCAUCCAGGUUCUUACCACCACCACCAGCUGCCUCCAACACCUGUACGUUCACCAACCAGCCCUGAGAACUACGACCCUUACCCUCUGCACUCAACCCCCAUCACCAUGCAGUAUAGGCAUUCUGAAGUGCAGCAGUCAUUGCACAGCACUCCAGACAUGACAUAUUCAAACCAGUGACUGUACAGUUCCCCACCGCACCCCCCCUGCCC